Molecule: messenger RNA, 471 nt
Organism: Theileria orientalis strain Shintoku
Lineage: Eukaryota; Apicomplexa; Aconoidasida; Piroplasmida; Theileriidae
Exons: 1
Coding region: 1-471 (156 amino acids)
Source: RefSeq, a predicted model, not a curated record
AUGAAGUUGCUUAGAACUAAAACUUUGCUUUUUUUAUAUAUAUUUUUGGGCUGCUUUAACAAAUGUGUACAGUGCGACCUCGAUAACGAGGAGGAAAGGUCACUGCGCAACACUAGGAGGGACGAGAUGGAGUAUCUGGACGAUAUUGACGACUCCUACUUCAACGAGCGUCUCAAGGACAAUUCUGCUGACGACGAUAUAGAAGGCGAUAAUAUUUUUGUCAGGAGUCCUUAUUUGAACUCAAAGUACAAUUCCAAGGAUAAGGCUGGUAAAAAUGGCAAGAAUAGGGGCAAGAAGACAAAUUUGAAGCAUAUGAUGACUGACAAGACCACUGGGUUCCUCGUUUCCUUUAUUUUGGCUACUCUGUUCAUCUCCGUUAUUGUUAUUGUUGCCAUUAUUUACAAAAGGCACCAGAUGAAGAAGACUGCCGUGUUGAAGGAAUCCAACAAUCUUGUUGUUGAAGCUGUUUAA